Molecule: messenger RNA, 228 nt
Organism: Auanema sp. JU1783
Lineage: Eukaryota; Metazoa; Nematoda; Chromadorea; Rhabditida; Rhabditidae
Source: the annotation of a GenBank genome assembly
AUGGCUGAUGAUAUUAAAAAGACCGGCAAACAAAUUGCCAAGGAAAUCGAAGUAGCUGUUGAUAAAGGUAUAGAUUCUGUCAAAGCAGGCACUUCAAAAACAGCUGAAGCAGGGGCAAAUGUUCUAGGAAAAGGUGCUGAUGCUCUGAACUCAGGCAAGAGGAAAUUGACCGGAAAGAAGACAUUCAAAGAGAAAGUGAGCGGCUUCUUCGGCGGGUUCAAGAAAUGA